Molecule: messenger RNA, 4654 nt
Organism: Physella acuta
Lineage: Eukaryota; Metazoa; Mollusca; Gastropoda; Physidae
Source: RefSeq, a predicted model, not a curated record
UGCACACCAAGUGAACGCCAAAUAAAAUGUGCAUAAUAGUGCGGAAUAUAAUAAGUACUAUAUAAGUUUACAUGCGUUUUUGAGAAAUCGGAAAUAGCCUAAAUUACUACUUCCGGUCAACGGAAAUAACUCAAAAUUUGACAGAAGCCAGAGAAUUAGAUCUUUUACUUACAUGUGAAAGUUCAUUUAUCUAUCUGAAAUAGUACUCAAGUUAUAGACUUUUGAAAAAUUAGAAGUAUAAAAAGUUCCGGUUAUAGUAAAAUCGCUGAAAAGUUGACUAGUUUCCGUCGAUGGAAAAAGUAAUUUAAGCUAUUUCCGGUUUCCCAAAAAAAAACCGAAUAAGAAUGUAUAAAGUUCUAAUAUUCUACACUACUAUACAGAUAUUGUUUGCCGUUCAAUUGGUGUGUAAUUAUUUUUUCUACGAGAUUCUAUUCUAUUUUAAAAUGUUUAAGUAAUUAAAAAUGGAUUAAAAAUAUUGUCUAUAUCCCGAGUUGCCAUCCCCUGUUGUUUCAUAUAAGAAUAUUCCAGAAAGUUUAGGGGAGAAGAAGUAUAGAGAAUAAGUAAUUAAUUGGCGUUUGUGUUUAUGUUUGCGUUGCGUUUGUGUUUAUGUUAUUUCCGUUUGUGUUUGCGUUGCGUUUAUGUUUGCGUUUGUUUUGGUAUUUUCUUGUGUGUUUGCGUUACGUUUGUGUUUGUUUUUCCGUUUUUUCCGUCUGUGUUUGCGUGUACGUUAUGUUUGAGUUUGUUUUUGUUUUAUGUUUAGUUUUGGUUAAUUGAGGUUAGGGUUAAUUAGAAAGGUAAUAUAUUUCCUUAACCCGGAAAAGCAGGGUAUAUGUUGCUUAAUAAACACAGAAGUCAUGGUUCUUUACAUAUAGGAUUUUCACAGAGGCAAGUGCAGAAUUGUAACCAACGUGUUUGUAGUCAUGUCAGUUUUUACUGAAUUUACAUUGGCUAUUUUUGAGUUAUUUCGAUGUUGACAAGGUAAAUAAAUUCCAAGAUGGCUGCCAUCACCAAGUUAAUGAGAGGAAACUUUGGCAAUAAAAAAAAUAUGAUUUACUCUUUGAAAAAUAACUAUAUGCUAAAUGUUAUUGCGUUAUGUUUGAAAAGGAGCAUUUCGGUACUCAUCACCCACACACCAACCUAACCCAUAUUCUAGGCUAAUGUCAAAAUUAUCUUGUAAUGGAAACAUUACAGAAUGAGAAUAUUAAGAAAAUGAAGAUUAAAUUUAUUUGAACCAUGGCUUUCAACAGGCAUAUACUUUAGAAAAUGUCCUGCAUUGUUGAGCGACGGCGCUCAUCUAAAAUUAAACUAUUCGUAGGAUUUCCAUCGUUCAUAAAGUAUUAUACGUUAAGCCCAAUUAAGAAAAAAAGCUCAUAAUCUUUUACUAUAUUUUGGAGUAAUCAGCUAAAAAUUUUAAGUGUAGAUCUUCAAUCUAAUUUAUUAUGUAUUUUCAAAUUGUGGAUCAGUUAAAACCACUACAUUUAAUAUGAUAUGCACGUUUUUCAGCCUUUUUACUUUCUCGUAUAUACGAGGUAUAGAGAAACUCUUGUAAUCGUGCAAAAAUAAAAAAAUCGAGAUUUUUGUAAACCUCGACUCUUACACCUCCCUGAGUCGGAAAAACAUAGUUUUGCAAUCUUGUCCGUAUGUCUGUGUGUGUGUCUGUGUGUGUAAACACGAUAACUUGAGUACUGUUAUAGCUAGGUUGAUGAAAUUUCAAAUAGAAGUAUUACAUUAAAAUAGUAGAUCCGUAUCAACUUUUGAGCGAUUUCCGAAAACCGGAAGUGGUACUUUUUCUACUUUGAAUUUCUCAAAAGUCUAUAACCUGAGUACCAUUUCAGAUAGAUAAAUGAAAUGUCACAUGUAAGUAAAAGAUCUAAUCCUCUACCUUCUAUCAAAUUUUGAGUAAUUUCCGUUGACCGGAAGUAGUAAUUUACGCUAUUUUUGAUUUCUCAAAAAGCUAAUGUAAAUUUAUAAAGUACUAAUAAUAUUAUGCACAUUUUUGGCGUUCACUUGAUGUGCAAUUCUUUUUUCUACGAGAUUUUAUUCUAUUUUAAAAAGUUUAAGUAUUUAAAAUGGAUUAAAAAUCAUGUCUAUAUCCCGAGUUCCCAUCCCCUGUUUUAUAUAAGAAUAUUUGAGAAAGUUUAGGGGAGAUCAUUCCCGGUUUAUUAACUUUGCUCGUAUAUAAGAAGUAUAUCUCGACGUUUUACAGUUCUCUGAGUCGGAAAAACAUAAUUUUACAAGCUUGUCCGUAUGUCUGUGUGUGUCUGUGUGUGUGUGUGUGUAUCUGUGUGUCUGUAAACACGAUAACUUGAGUACCGUUACAGCUAGGUUGAUGAAAUUUCAUAUAUAAGUAUUAUAUCAAAAUCGUAGAUCCGUAUCAAUUUUUCAGCGAUCUCCGAUAAUCGGAAGUGGAAUUUUUUCUACUUUCAACUUUUCAAAAGCCUAUAAUUCGAGUACUUUUUUCAGAUUUAUAAUUGAAAUUCUUUGCCAUCUUUCAAAUUCUGAGUAAUUUUCGUUGACCGGAAGUAGUAAUUUAGGCUAUUUCCGAUUCCUCAAAAAAUACAUGUGAAUUUAUAAAGUACUAAUAAUAUUCCGCACUAUUAUACACGGAUUGUUUGGCGUUCAUUUGGUGCGUAAUUAUUUUUUCUACGAUGAUCUAUUCUAUUUUAAAAAGUUUAAGUAUUUAAAAAAACCAUGUCUAUAUCCCGAGUCGCCAUCCCCCGUAGUGUUAUAUAAGAAUAUUCGAGAAAGUUUAGGGGAGAUCACUCCCGGUUUAUUAAAUUUAAGAUCAAAACCUUUAGACUACAUUUACCAUGUUUGGCACAUUAUUUCCUUACAUUUAGAAAGUUUGAUUUUUACUAUUCCAUAAAAAUUAGAUCUACUUCCUGCGUAAAAAAAAACACAAGCUGUGGGCUACUCUGUCAUAAGUGUAGGCAUACAUUCUGAACUGUUUUUUUUAUUUAUACAAAACUGAUCGACGCACAUUUAAUCUUCUGAUCGACGCACAUCUUCUGAAUGGAUUCCGAAAGAAGAUGGAAACAGCCACAGAAAGAAAGAAGAAGUAUAAUACCCUUAGCAAUGAAGGCAGAAACAGACCAAGAAGUUUUACCCCAACCCUCUGAGACCGGCUCAAUAAAACCAAACGUAUCCACGCAAAUCCCUAAAGUUUAUCUCAAGUCUACCGUCUCUUUUAGAAACAAAUGCCGAGGGAUGGGGGAGGCGAUGGAAAAAGGAAAUUCUUCCGGGAACUCACCAGAAGCAACAGUAUGCGCUGAACAGCCAUGCAGAACACGAGCUGGAUCAGAAGAGCCGGUUAAAAACCGGAAAUGGCCGGUCUUGGAUGAAAAAGUAAGAUCAAUGAGAGAGAAGCGUGCCAGGCAUGGUUCUACUGUUUAUAAAGCCAGCAUUCAAAGCCUGACAUCUAAUGAUGACAGUCUCCAGGAGUCUAACAAAAAUGUUGCCAAGUACAAUCCGAAAUCUUUUGUCCAUUCUAGCUCUGGCAAAAAGUCGUUUUACGCAAAAGGCAUUGCAAUCGGCCAACAAGAUCUGGACAAGAAACAAAGUUCAGAGAAGCGAACAACAGACACUAAUGUGGCAACGUCUGGAGCCUGCUAUGUCAGAGGGAGUCAAGAAAAAGCACAGACAAAAUCCAGUGAUAAAUCAAUGGAGUCUAGCUACUCCCGGCAACUAUGUAGUCACGUGAUGGCAACUCAGUCUUCAAAGUCCAGUCAUGUGCAACAUGUUCCCAGCAAGCCAGAUAAGGUCAGCCAUUUUCAAGCUGAGAGACACGAGAAUUCGCCAUUGCUCAACAAUACACCAGUACAAAGCAAUACACCAGUUCCAAGCAAUAUACCAGUACCCAUUAGAUCCAAGACUUGUAAAACCAGGACGAUAAAACAAUUUGAGAGCAAGCAGAAAACAUGGCAGAUUCAAAAACAAAAAGCAAAUGCUGCACAACUCAGAAAGUUGGGAUUUAACAAAGAGUUAACCGCCUUGAUUGAUUGCCAACAUGAUCUGGCUAAAACGAUUCUGAAUCUAAAGUUGGAGUUAGACACACUAGCAUUUGGACUUGUGGGCAGGCAAGAGGGAAAUCCACUCCUCAGAACUGGGCAAGGAGUGGUGAACCGCUCAAAUGAUGACAAACUGAAUAUAAGUUAUCAAAGGAAUGGCGGCAAUCCAUUUUGUGCUGAUGCACUAUUAGAAGCGAGGGAUUGCUGGUUUGAGAAAGGCGAGCCAAGAAAGGUGGAGCUACAUUAUGUUUGGCCUGAGGGGAACGUCAAUCAAACGGGACACAGUCACAUUGAUCGGGGCAGUCAGGCCAACCUUUCAACAAACCAGAGAGACAGAUGCACCCAACAUUAUUUGGACCCGCUACCUGAUCAAUCUCUAACUGUUAGCCGUGAGCUGCCCGCUUUAGUUGCUGGCUGUGACCUACAAGUUUUAGCUUCUAGCUGUGACAGAAGUAGGCGAGCAGACAGCGCAGCUACCCAAUAUUAUAUUCUGGCCGCGAUUGUAGCUUUUCAAAUUUGGUUCAUGAUCUUCUAUGCCUAAUGAAAUUUUGUAUUCGAUACAUAGGCCCUAUAUAAGACAUUUUUUUUUACAAUUAUAACGUUUAAAUUAAUUAUCGAUUUUCAAUCAAAUGUUUAUUUAUAUUAAG